AUGAGUACUAUAAGCUGGAAUUGUCGCGGGCUUGGGAACCCAAGAGCAAUUCGGGCCCUAAAGGACAUCGUGUCCGAUAAGAAACCCAGUUUUGUUUUUCUUAUUGAAACAAAAAUAAAACAAAGUAGUGUUUUAAAGGUUAGAAAGCAGUUGGGCUUUAAGGGAUCUUUUGUUGUUGAUCCAGUUGGAAUAGGAGGUGGCCUGGCGUUGUUCUGGAAAGAUGUUGGGAUGGCCAAACUAAUUAGCUAUUCACAACAUCACAUAGAUGUAGAAGUGUGUAUUGAGGGUAUGGCGUCUUGGAGAUUAACUGGCUUCUAUGGCUUCCCAAAUAGAGCUCAACGCAGUCAGGGAUGGGAUUUAUUGCGUUCUCUUCGAUCCAAAUCUAUCUUACCUUGGUGCGUGCUGGGAGAUUUCAAUGAUAUUUUGUAUCAUUCUGAAAAACGAGGCAGAAGGGAUCAUCCACGUUGGUUACUUGAGGGGUUUCGUCAAGCGCUUGAUGAUUGCGGUUUGCAUGAUCUUGGCUUCCUUGGUAGCCGCUUUACUUGGGAAAACAGGAGAGAGUUGGAGUUUGUUCAGGAGAGAUUGGAUCGGGCAGUGUCAACUUCUCACUGGCAAUCUAUUUUUAAUAUGGCCAGGCUCUUUGUGUUAGAUAAUCCGGCCUCAGAUCACCUGCCGUUGUUCUUGACGCUAGGGGUGCGGCUUCAUAAAUUUGGGCAUAAACGGUUUCGUUUUGAAAACUCAUGGUCCCUGGAAUCUGAGUGUCGCCGGAUUGUGUAUGAGGGGUGGAAUUUUAAUAUGUCAUCUUUGCCCUCCAGAAUUGAUUCUUGUGCAAAAUAUCUUGGUCAGUGGGCUGGUAAUCGUCAUCAGGAGUUUCGAGAACAUCUUCAAUUGAUUAAGAAGAGAUUAUCUUGGUUUCGAAGGCAGGUUAGUUUUGAUUUUGCUCAUUUACGUCGAUUAGAGGAUCAAUAUCAUAAAAUGCUUCUUCAAAAUGAAUUAUAUUGGAAGCAGAGGGCGAAACAACAUUGGUUAGGGGAAGGUGAUGCUAAUACAAAGUUCUUUCAUGUUUCUGCGUCUAAUCGGAACAGAAAGAAUUUUAUUACUAGAUUACGAAACAAUGAGGGAGUUUGGGUGGAUUGGGAUUCUGGUUUGCAGUCUGUAAUUGUUGAGUUUUAUAAGCAGCUUUUUACGUCUACGCCUGGUGAUAUGGGGCCAAUUCUUUCACAUGUACAGCAGAAGGUUACUGAUCAGCAGAAUCAAAUGUUAAUUGCUCCAUUUUCAGCUGAGGAGGUUCGGGUGGCCUUGUUCUCAAUGCAUCCAGAUAAAUCUCCUGGACCUGAUGGUUUGAACCCAGGAUUUUUUCAAAAAUAUUGGGAUAUAGUUGGGUCUGAUGUCACUACUGCUUGUCUUAAUUGUUUGAAUGGAGAUGGUUUGAUGCCUGGUUGUAAUAGAACUAAUAUCAUUUUAAUUCCUAAAAAGUCUGUUCCUGAAAGGGUGGCAGAUUUGAGACCGAUUUCUCUUAGUAAUGUGGUUGAUCGUAUUGUGUGCAAGGCUAUGGCUAACAGAUUGAAGCUUGUUCUUCCACAAGUCAUCUCUGAAGCUCAGAGCGCUUUUAUUCCGCAUCGUCUCAUCACUGAUAAUAUUAUUGUGGCAUAUGAGCUUUUCCAUUCUUUAAAGCAAAAGAAGCAAGGCAAGCGGGGGGUGUUGGCAUUAAAGACUGACAUGAGCAAGGCUUAUGAUCGUAUAGAAUGGAAUUAUUUGAAGCUUAUUAUGUUAAAAUUGGGUUUUGAUGAGUCCUGGGUCUCUCGCAUCAUGAAAAUUGUUACUUCCGUUUCUUAUUUUUUUAUGAGAGGCAGUGAUGACUAUGGCCCGUUAAUUCCAGAAAGAGGUUUGCGUCAAGGUGAUCCUCUCUCCCCUUACCUCUUUAUAAUUUGUGCUGAAGGAUUAUCAGCGGUUUUGUCUAAAUUCCAGGCUCAGGGUCGAUUGCAUGGUGCUACUGUUACAAAGAGAGCCAUUCCGGUUUCUCAUUUAUUUUUUGCAGAUGACUCCCUCUUCUUUACUAGAGCUUCGGAUGAGGAAGCGCAUCAGUUGAAGUAUUGCUUGUCUCUUUAUGAACAAGCAUCUGGGCAGAGGAUAAAUUAUGAUAAGUCAGCAGUGAUGUUUACUCCUAAUACGGAUUAUGUUCUUCGUGCAAGUAUUUGUCAAUGUUUGGGAGUACAGGAGGUGGAAAAUCACGGUAAUUAUCUUGGCAUGCCUUCGGUCAUUGGCAGAGAUAAGAAAUUAAUUUUUAAUUAUGUGGUGGACAAAGUGGCGAAGCGUAUCCAAGGAUGGAAGACGAAAUUUCUUUCUAAGGCUGGGAAAGAUAUUCUUUUGCGUACUGUUGCGCAGUCAGUUCCCAAUUAUAUUAUGUCAUUGUUUUUGUUACCGGUGGAUACUUGUAAAGAUAUUGAGACUAUAAUGAAUAGUUUCUUUUGGGGCAAUGGAAAUAACACUGGUGGUGGUAUAAGAUGGUUUCGAUGGAAACGACUUGCAAUUCCAAAGGUCGCUGGUGGUUUAGGGUACCGGGACUUACGACAGUUUAAUCUUGCUUUAGUGGCUAAGCAGGGUUGGAGACUUUUGAAGUAUCCUAAUACUUUGGCUUCUAAAGUGUUAAAGGCGAAGUAUUUUCCCCAUUCUGAUUUUUUCCAAGCUCCUGUGGGUAAUGGUCCGAGUCAGAUUUGGAGAAGUAUUUGUGCUUCUCGCUCUAUUUUAACUUAUGGCUGCAGGCGACGGAUUGGGGAUGGGCGUUCCACUCACAUUUGGACUGAUCCUUGGAUUUUAGAAGCAGGUGAUCCUUAUAUUCGGACUGAGGUCGCUGAGAACAUGCCUUUUGUUAUGGUUUCCGAUUUGAUUUUGAACAGGACAUGGAAUGCCGAGUUAAUUCGGACUCAUUUUCAGCAGCAUGAUUCUGACAACAUUUUGCGUAUUCCUUUAUCGCUUAGGGAAUGCGAUGAUGAUUGGUGCUGGGCUUUAAAUCGAAAGGGUGAGUAUGUUGUGAAGGAAGGCUAUCGUGUGGCAAUGGAGGAUAAUCUUGCUGCUAUAUCUGAUCAUAGUUUCCCGUGGCAUCUCAUCUGGAAAGUUGCUGUUCCAGCUAAGGUAAAGCUUCUCAUUUGGCAUAUUUUACGAAAUGCUUUGCCUUGUAAACAUAAUCUUCGAGUUCGUCAUAUGGAUAUUGAUGAGUGUUGUCCUGUUUGUGGUGUUGGUCUGGAAACAGACUUUCAUGUUCUCUAUGGUUGCUCUUUUGCAAGAUCUUGUUGGUUGCUGUCAAAUUUAGGUUGGGUAUCCUUUUCUUCUCUUAACACUAUGUUGUCUUAUGUUCUUACUUCUUUGCCUAUGUCUCAACGUGAAGAGGUUUUUAUGUUGAUAUGGAGCUUGUGGACACACCGUAAUGAUGUUGUGUGGAAUCAGAUUUUUCAGCAGCCUAUUUACGUGGUUAAUAGGGCUAGAGCAGUGUUGGAAGAAUGGCAGCUCGCUCGGUUACAUUUUCGAGUUUCAGAUUCUCGUACAAAACCACUAGCUGCAGCAGUUUGGCAACCUCCUCCCCUUGGACAUUAUAAAUGCAAUAUUGACAUUUCAGUACAGACUAAUGGUUCAUAUGGGUUGGGUAUGGUGGUCCGAAAUUCAUUGGGAUACUGUUGUGAAGGUCAACUUAUGGUCGUGCCUGGUUUAAUGGAUCCUCUAUUGGGUGAAGUGUUAUGUUUUAGGGAGGCAUUGAGUUGGUUGAAGUCUAAAAAUUAUUUUCCGGUUUGUGUGGAGACGGAUUGUGAGCUGGUUGUUAACGCUUUGAAUUCUCCACACUCUUAUUCUUCAUAUUUUGAGUUGAUGAUUAAUGAUUGUAAGGCUCUUCUUCAUGAGCUGCAAUAUGUUUCGUUUGCUUUUAUUAGGAGAUCAGCGAAUCAAGUUGCUCAUACAGUUGCAAGGGCGGCUGGUUCUUUGUCUGAUUUUGAUUGGGGGGUAUGCCCUCCUUUAUUCUUAUACGACGCAUUAUCCUUUGAUAUUAAUAAUAUGAGCUAA
Messenger RNA from Manihot esculenta (cassava), 4050 nucleotides. RefSeq lists its product as uncharacterized. The record is from RefSeq and is a predicted model, not a curated record. Bases 1 to 4050 code for a protein of 1349 amino acids. The transcript has a single exon. Gene Ontology annotation, molecular function: nucleic acid binding; RNA-DNA hybrid ribonuclease activity. NCBI's taxonomy places the organism in Eukaryota, Viridiplantae, Streptophyta, Magnoliopsida, Malpighiales, Euphorbiaceae.